Molecule: messenger RNA, 1003 nt
Organism: Amphimedon queenslandica
Lineage: Eukaryota; Metazoa; Porifera; Demospongiae; Haplosclerida; Niphatidae
Exons: 3
Coding region: 31-849 (272 amino acids)
Source: RefSeq, a predicted model, not a curated record
UAUAUUCUAGGCGUGGCAUUAAUUAAAACAAUGGCGCUGGUGAUUCCUACAGUUUUGGAAGAAAACUUUACACAAGCAGACGGAGGAAAGGGACAGAACAUUAAAGACGCCUUUUCAUUUAGCUUGGACAAGGUGGAUAACUUGUACCAAUGGGAUUCCAGUAAAAGCCUAUUCAAGUUCUCCUUCACAGAAAGAGGUGUUGCUUAUAAUGAAAAAGAAACCUCUACUCAAUUAGCUGAGACAAGUUUCCAAACUAGCGGAAAGACUGACCUCCAAUUGAAAUUUGACCCCACGCCUACUCUGAAAUGGGGCAUUAAUUUUGUGGGCGUGGUCAAGGUGAUACAUUCAAACGGAGAUGAAAAUGUUCUGUACAUGCCUGGUACUAGGACGUACGACCCUGCUGGGAUCACAGGAGAUCCCCAUGCCAGUGAGAGGAUAGGCCCUAGUUGCUCACGUACUCAGGCCGCAAUAACGCUGAGUCAGUUCAUGGCUGUUCGGCUUGGGGCCACUUUGGAGCAGGUGAGGGCUGUUCAGGAAGCUUGUCGGCCACUCGUUUCACGUUAUCAUGGUCGUAUUGCCUUGUUUGAUUGGAUAUUUCUUCAAAUACAGGAAACUGUUUUUGAUAAAAGAGAUGUCACACCUUACCCUGAAUAUCUAAAGCAACUAAUGCGAUCCAAUCUUUUUGAGCUUGACGACAAGCGAGACCACACUCGCUCCUAUCUCAUUUCGUACAACGAAGGAAAUGCAAGACCACCUGUUCAGUAUUAUCGUAAAGUUGAAGCGAAAGAUAAAGUUGGAGACAUUCUGAGUGCUGACGAUUUGGAAGAAUUUUACAAGAUCACACAGUAGACAUAACUAAUAUCAGUCUUGUAGCUAUAGCUUUUAGAGAUCAUGAAUUUUUAAUGAAACUAUUUAAAUAAAUCCUACAGGUUUACUUUCAUAUUUUUUAAAUUUUUAUAAUUAUUGUCAAUAAAAUAAUUUGAAUAACACAAAACCAUUAAAG